AUGGCACAAACCUCCAAACAAAGUGUUUGCUGGCAAAUUCCAGGAAACGUUGUCCACUGCGACUAUAUAGUAUAUGUACUAACUCCUACUGACCACGAAAAAAUCGACCAUUCAUUUCACAUUUCUGCUAAAAUUUUUCAAUGGAAUUGGAAACUCACGCGUCGUCGUGUUUUGAUAAUCUCAACUCCCACUCUCCUAUUAGGAGUAACUCCUUUAUAGACACUAAUGGCCGGAAAUGCCAGUGGCCUGACUCCACCGGAGCUGGAGAUGAUAUUCCGGUGGAUAAGCCGGCGACACGUCAUGCGAAAGCGGCAAUGACAGUCCAGAAGGUUUACCGGAGUUACCGUACCCGGCGCAUGUUAGCGGACUCUGCUUUGGUUGCUGAAGAACUCUGGUGGCAAGCUAUAGAUCAUGCUCGAUUGAAUCAAAGUACAGUUACAUUCUUCAAUGUCCCCCAACCGGAAACGGCAGCUUCACGGUGGAAUCGCAUCAGUUUAAAUGCUUCCAAGGUUGGUAAGGGGUUGUCAAGAGAUGGAAAAGCUCAGAAACUAGCUUUUCAGCAUUGGAUUGAGGCAAUUGAUCCACGCCACCGUUAUGGGCACAACUUGCAUGUGUACUAUGAGGAGUGGCGUAAAAGUGAUGCUGGCCAGCCAUUUUUCUUUUGGUUAGAUCUUGGAGAUGGCAAAAAGGUUGAUCUUAAAGAAUGUUCGAGAUCUAAGCUUCAAAAACAAAGUAUUAAGUAUCUUGGACCACAACAGAGAGAACAUUAUGAAUAUGUAGUGGCUGAAGGGAAAAUACUUCAUAACCAAACAGGAAAUCAUCUUGAUACAACCAAUGGGUUGCCAGGGGCAAAAUGGAUCUUUGUAAUGAGCACCUCAAAGAGACUCUAUGCUGGCGAGAAGAAGAAAGGAAUAUUUCAUCAUUCCAGCUUUCUUGCUGGUGGAGCUACUUUAGCUGCUGGAAGACUAGUGGUAAAGGAUGGGAUGCUUAAGUCUAUUUCAGCAUAUAGUGGGCAUUAUCGGCCAACUGAUGAUCACCUUGAAAGCUUUUUAUCAUUUCUGAAGGAAAAUGGAGUCAACAUGGAUGAAGUUGAGAUAAAAAAGGCGAAAGACGAUGAUGAAAGUUAUGAAGAGGGACAGUCAUCUAAGAGUCACUCCGCGUCUGAUCUUUCAACUAUAUCAGAAUCCCCUCCUAAUAUUGAUUUUCCGAAAGAAGAGGAAAAAGACUUCCCGUUAGAAAGUCCACAAGCUGAAAAAGCAAGUAGCUAUAAGAGAACACUCUCGGGCGGUCUUGAGAGCCCCAGAGCAGAGGUGCCAAAAACUGCAAUACUGCAAAGGAUAAAUUCGAAGAAGUCAUCAAAGUCAUAUCAACUCGGUCAUCAACUCUCCCUGUCAUGGUCAACCGGUGCAGGCCCAAGAAUUGGAUGCAUUGCUGACUACCCGGCUGAACUAAGACUGCAGGCCUUGGAACUAACGAACCUUUCCCCAAGACCUCAUUCUGGAUCAUCAACUCCUAGGCCGAUUGAUGCGCUUGUAUCACCUACUUGUGCUUCACCGGUCUUGUGCAAUGGUGAUGUAACGCAUUUGUGAAAGUUUGUGUAAAGCCUUUAGUCAUUUUCCAACUUUCCUGCAAACAAGCUGUAGUGAGUGCAAAGCAGUACUAGCUUCGUCCUCCCUUGUUCCUGUUUUGCAACCUGAUGUUAGUUUACUUUCUGAGUUUGUGCUGCCUUUGGUAGUUCAUUUAGCCCAAGGAAAGCAAUAACUAUUUUUAAAAAAAGUUAUUUGAUGCCUA
This is a messenger RNA of Capsicum annuum, 1791 nucleotides long. Its product is annotated as IQ domain-containing protein IQM3. The record is from RefSeq and is a predicted model, not a curated record. The transcript is spliced from 9 exons. The coding region runs from base 141 to 1589 and encodes 482 amino acids. Lineage: Eukaryota; Viridiplantae; Streptophyta; Magnoliopsida; Solanales; Solanaceae. Gene Ontology annotation, molecular function: protein binding.